AAGACUCGCGGAAGUCUGACCAAGUAACCCACGUUUUCAACAACAAACUGAUAGGCCUACAUUAAAUCCUACAAUGAAUGAAUGCUCUCCCUAAAUUGAGUGUUCUUUUUCAACUUGCAAUCUGCUCAACCAGAAAUAACGAGUUUUAUUAUCGACUAAGUGUGCUUCUUAUCAGCCAUGACAAGAGAAGGGCGGCGAACAAGUGAGUCUACGGUGGCUUGAUUUGCCACUUUGACAUUGCAAUCACGUUGCUGUCCCAUUGCCAGUUCGAUGGCACUUAGCUUUUCAGUUGAGAUACAUAAACUGCUAUACUGGUCCCGUUUACAAUGUCAGAAGCUUUAGACCACCAAAAGCGCUUUCAGACCGCUGUCGACGUUAUUCAUAAUUUGCCGAAACAUGGUUCCUAUCGGCCCUCCUAUAAGGUGAUGCUUAAUUUCUACAGCCUCUACAAGCAGGCCAUGUGUGGCCCCUGUAACAUACCCCGGCCAGGCUUCUGGGACCCAGUGGGGCGCUACAAAUGGGAUGUUUGGAACCGGUUAGGAGAGAUGAAGAGUGAAAAGGCCAUGGCUGAGUAUGUGGAAGAGAUGAAGAAAGUAGCUCAACAGGUUAUUGAUACCAUCCCUAUGAAUGAAAAGACGGCAUCACUGUUUCACCAUUUUGAGCCUCUAUACGUUGUUAUCCAUGACAUGCCCAGACCACCAGUGUCACUGCUGAGUAUGAUUGAAGAAGCUGGGGAUGGCAAGAGCUCUAAAGAGAACCCCAGCUUCCAGGGUCCAGAUGUGGACCAGGAGACCUGUCAGACACCAGAGGUCACCUCCACCAGUCAGCCCCAGGAUAUAUUGCAGUAUGAGGGGGUGGUGUUGACCAGUGACUCGGAGAGUGAGAUCUUCUGUGACUCUGUGGAGCUGCUUGACAAUGUAAAGGUUGACAUCCCCAAAUCAAAUGGUCUUUACAGUGGCCAUCCCUCUUCAGGGCCGUCCUCAGUCGGAGAACAUCAGGAGUCGGCUGUUCCCCAGGCUACUCAGAUGGGGGCGGGGAAAGGUGGAGAAGGAGCGGAGGAUAGAAAGGCUCCGCCCAUCAGGAGAAGUCGAGCUGCUGGAAGGAAUGGAAUGCAACAUGGAUGGAGAGAACGUGGUGUUACCCCAGGCGGCCCAAGGCAGGUAGGCGCAGGGGGGGCAGAGUUUGGGGGCGGAGCUGGCAGAGGGGGAGGAGACGGGUCAGAGGGAGGAGCUGAGAGGCUGCAGGACGUUCUACUGCAGCAGCAGAUUGUGCUAGCCCUGCAGAGGCUCAGGGAGGAUAUGAGGAGCGUCAUGGACAGACUGGAGGUGGUGGAGAGACUGGCUGCAGCACAUUUUGAGAAUACUGAUUGGAGACCAUGCAUACAGCACAAUGCAGCCCCCAUCUCAGAGUCAGAGGGUGAGAAUUGGUGGCCAUUUGACGUGUCAGUUCGAACGCUAAUCCUAUUGUUGCUGUGGCCUGUCGUGGCUCAGGGCUUGGUGUUUCUCCUGAGGAGAGGGCAAAGAAAACACCACAUCCCGAUGUGACAGAAGCUUCAGAGUUCUGUCUUAAUGCAUGCACUGUUUGGUUGGACAUCAUUACACAGCGACCACCUUUCAUUUUGAGCACGCAGAGAUUUGUUCAUAUUUCAUGUUAUGUUGACAUUAUCAACUCAUCAGAUGCACAAAUCUAAUGCGGGGUACACACUAAAAUAUUUUCACUCUUAACAAUCCUCACACCAUGGAAAAAUCUGAUAAGAUAAAUUUGUAGAUAAUCGGGACCUUACCUAGGAUUGUCGGAAGGGGGAAAUCGGCCCAAAAUCAGCCCGAUUAUCUUGUGGUGUGUACUCGGCAUUACACAAUGUGGUAAAUCAAUGGACUAAACUAUGUGGCCUUAAUUAAGACCUUAAGUGUGGAAAUUCUGAUUGAGCUGUAUGUGAAUGCGUAGACUUACAAUUUGUAAGGGCAACACCUUAUAUGUUGAAAAAUAACUUUUCAAAGCUAUUGUUGUAUGAACAACUUCUGUGAAAUACUUCUGCUUGAUCUCAAUAAAAACCAUGGUGGUCACAAAAGCCAGAA
Molecule: messenger RNA, 2075 nt
Organism: Osmerus eperlanus (European smelt)
Lineage: Eukaryota; Metazoa; Chordata; Actinopteri; Osmeriformes; Osmeridae
Gene: acbd4
Product: acyl-CoA binding domain containing 4
Exons: 11
Coding region: 327-1544 (405 amino acids)
Biological process (GO): fatty acid metabolic process
Cellular component (GO): cytoplasm
Molecular function (GO): fatty-acyl-CoA binding
Source: RefSeq, a predicted model, not a curated record